Molecule: messenger RNA, 2387 nt
Organism: Conger conger (European conger)
Lineage: Eukaryota; Metazoa; Chordata; Actinopteri; Anguilliformes; Congridae
Gene: snap29
Product: synaptosome associated protein 29
Exons: 6
Coding region: 104-880 (258 amino acids)
Biological process (GO): synaptic vesicle priming; exocytosis; synaptic vesicle fusion to presynaptic active zone membrane
Cellular component (GO): plasma membrane; SNARE complex
Molecular function (GO): SNAP receptor activity; syntaxin binding
Source: RefSeq, a predicted model, not a curated record
CGGGAAGCAGCGCCUGGAAAUCAGGUGACGGAACGACAGCGAAGAACCUCCAUCCUUGAAUUUAUCGGCAAAGGAGCGUGUUUUAUUCCGCAACCAAGGAGCCAUGUCCGCGUAUCCCAAAACCCACAAUCCUUUCGCUGAUGAUGAUGAAGACGUGGAGGAUUUUGGACGGGGAGGGGGCUACGAUGACUCCAGUGACAGCGGCCUGAGCGAGCCGGAGAGGCGGCAGCGGUGGCUCCAGCAGGAGGUGAUGCGCACGGCGCAGUCCGCGGCGGACAGCAGCCAGCGGUCCCUCGGCCUCAUAUACGAGUCUGAGAAAAUGGGCACCGAGACUGCUGAGGAGCUCAUGCGUCAGGGGGAGGCUUUGAGGAGGACGGAGAAAAUGGUGGACGGCAUGGACCAGGACCUGAAGACCAGCCAGCGCCACAUCAACAGCAUCCGGAGCGUCUGGGGCGGCUUCGUCAACUACUUUAAGGCCAAGCCCGAGGCCACGCCCCCACCAGAGACCGCUCCUGCUUACCAGCCCAGCAGCAAGUUGCAGAAUGCCCUGACUGAGAGCAAAGGACAGGAGCACAAAUACCAGGAGAGCCACCCCAACCUGCGCAAACUCCCAACCUCAGGUGCAGCGGACUCCAUGCCCGGGUCCAGCUCUUCUCAUAACGGACAGCCCAGAAACCAGGUCCUCAAAUCGGCCCACCAGCAGCUGGACGACAACUUGGAUGAGAUGUGCUCUGGCCUGAGCAGACUGAAGAACCUGGGGCUGGGCCUGCAGGGGGAGAUUGAGAGUCAGGACGACUCCCUGGACAAGCUGCUGGGAAAGGUGGACAACAUGGACCUGAAGAUCAGGAAGACCGACCAGCAGAUCAAAGACCUGAAAUAGACCCUUCACCUGGACCGGACCUCUACCUGCCUUUACAGACCUGAACAGUACCGCAUAUCCUGAGUCUCAUACUUUAUAACCAUACCGGUCUGAGGGACACUCACACAGCUCUGAGCUGUACACUCACAUGUACACACACUCACUCUCACUCACUCUCUCUCUCUCUCACUCUCUCUCUCUCUCUCUCUCUCUCACACACACACACACACACACACACACACACACACACACACACACACACACACACACACACACACACACACACACACAGGUGAAGUUGGCGGUUGGUUUCUGCAGGCCUGCGCAGUGAGUGAAUAGGGGUUACUGUGUUGCCUGCUUCUGGUGCCUCUAACCCUAACCCUAUACACGCCUGUCCUAUACACACCUGUCCUAUACACACCUGUCCUAUACUCCUGGAACAGACCCGGGGUUUGUUUCCUGCAACUCUCCAAAAAAUGCCUUCCAGGGACAUUCUCUCUGCAGUGCAGUUAAUCGCACCUUUACGUGGAAUCUCCCGUUUUUCUGAGUGGCUUUUUAAGUCUUUGUGUUGUUCUAUUAAGCACAUAGUUUGCUUCCCUGGUGCCGAUUACAAAAAAAUAGUUUGUAUGAAUUGUAUUUUCAUAAAUGUUUUGCACAAGUGACAAGUGCAUGGAGAAUUUCAUGGAGAACUCUACCUGCCAAUGUUUUUUUUUUUUCAUUUUUUUUUUUUUUGUUUUUUUUUUCAUUUUUUCAUUCUUAUUUUACCUUCGAAGCAGAGGAAGACGGGUUUCGGAGCCCCGUUCCUCUGAACCGGCGAUGUUCCGCCAUUUGCAUCCCGUCACUGCAGUGCUGCUGCAGUCACUAGAAAAUAGCACUCCCUGGAGAGCACACUUCCACAGCAUUCGUGGAGACAUGCCAGCUCCACGUGUCGGAUAAUCAAAAUCAUUUCUUCCAUGCCAUUCACCUCAGGAGCUACGCACACCAUCUCAAACAUGACAUGAGAUAUGCCUGUAUAAAGUCGAGCCACUCUUGGGUGUUUCAGGCAGUCAGCGCUGGCCGAGUGGUCCUGCAGCCCCCAGCGGACGGGCACUCACAGCUCCAAGACUUCACGUGAAUCCGCUCAGUGGUUACAGGCCUCUUGAGAAGCCGUGCCCACUGCCACACACCCCUUUGGGCAAUCCGCAUAUAAAGUUCUUCCUCGCCCCAUGACUAAGCUUUCCACAAGGUUUUCUGCAAAUCCAUUCGUAACUUUUGGAGAGAUCCUGUUACCAGACAGACUGACAGACACAAUGGGUUCAAACGCUCUGAGGUAAAUAUGAGAUUUGGGUUAUCAUUCAACUGAUGUUAUUGUAGUCGUGUUCUGUGUGACCUCUACAGCGCUUGGCAGAAGUUAUUGAUAAUAUUGGUGUUGACAUUGUUGAUUAUCGGAUGCCUGGUAACACUGUUCCAGUGAAGGGAGGUGAUAUCACAUGGAACGGACCAUAAAAUAAACUUGGAUGUGGCCUCAAUAAAGUCAUUUUGGGAGUAA